ACGUCAACAGUAGCAGCGCCCUCUAGACAUACAGGAUUUAAUACCAGCUAUAUAAGCGCAGCAGUGGCAGUCGACUUCGGCUUUCUUACAGCCCACAAGUCAGAGGAAUAUAUGACUCGUUUUCCUCGGACAUAAACAAACCAUUAAAAAAUGGCUACACCUAACCAGGUGCCGAGAUUAUACAAGUCAGUAGUUGAUGAUGUUAUAGCUAAUGUAAGAGAAGCCUUUCUAGAUGAAGGAGUUGAUGAGCAAGUCCUACAAGAAUUAAAACAGUCUUGGGAAAAUAAACUUCAACAGUCAAAAGCAUUAGAUCCAGUAUUAGAAACACAAGAAACAGGAAUUCAACUACCCACCACAAUACAGUAUACAUCACAGAUUAUGCAUCAACAACAAGCCCCACCACGAACACAAGCCCAAAUACCUGUUCCUGUACAUAUAGCCACACAUCAAGGAGGUGAAAUAAGCCAACCAGCAGCAGUAGCAGCAAUGGCAUUACCACAGGGUGUGUUCCAACAACAAUUACAGGCCUUAGCAGCCCAAGGGUAUACAUUAUUACCCACCAGUAAUGGCCAGUUUAUUAUACAAGCAGCAAUGCCUCAACAACAGCAAGCAGGUCAGGCCCAGAUUGUAACAACUAUACCACAGCAAGCUACUCUAGUCCAGCAGAAUAGACAAGUCCCAACUGUUGUACAAAAUAGUCAGAAUACCCAAGGGGUACUACAGUUUGAUGGUGCUGAUGAUUCCAGUUCAGAAGAUGACGAUGAUGACGACAAUGAUGAUGACGAUGAUGAUGAAAACGAUGAGAACAAAGAUGGUGAAGAUGAAUUCCAAGGAGAAGAAGAGGAGCCUUUAAACUCAGAAGAUGAUGUUAGUGAUGAAGACCCCACAGAUUUGUUUGACACAGAUAAUGUUGUUGUAUGUCAGUAUGAUAAGAUAAACAGAAAUAAAAAUAAAUGGAAAUUUUAUUUAAAAGACGGUAUCAUGAAUCUCAACGGUAGAGACUUUGUUUUCCAGAAAGCUAACGGAGAUGCAGAGUGGUAAAUGUGUUGUCUAUUUUAAACCUUCCAAGGGUAUGAUGGUGCAAUGUAUCUUCAGUUGUGGACGAAUAUUUUAAGCUAGUUUUAAUAGUUGUAUGAUGAACUCCACCUAUUGUUGAUGAAUGUUUUGACAGUGCUACUGUUAUAUUAUUUUCAUUUGAUGUUAUGAUGUGUUUGUAUUUUUUCUAACUGUUUUGCCAAAAUCCCUUAUAAAUACAUCAAAUAUUGGACAUGGUCAAAACCUAUUAUUUUAUUGUAUCUCGAAAAGGUUACCAGAUGCAAUAAUGGUAUAAGCAUUCAAUUGUAAAAGUUGGUAAAAAGGGUUUGCAUUUAU
Molecule: messenger RNA, 1371 nt
Organism: Mytilus trossulus (common blue mussel)
Lineage: Eukaryota; Metazoa; Mollusca; Bivalvia; Mytilida; Mytilidae
Product: transcription initiation factor IIA subunit 1-like
Exons: 9
Coding region: 151-1041 (296 amino acids)
Biological process (GO): transcription by RNA polymerase II; transcription initiation at RNA polymerase II promoter
Cellular component (GO): transcription factor TFIIA complex
Source: RefSeq, a predicted model, not a curated record